Molecule: messenger RNA, 1154 nt
Organism: Periconia digitata
Lineage: Eukaryota; Fungi; Ascomycota; Dothideomycetes; Pleosporales; Periconiaceae
Source: the annotation of a GenBank genome assembly
UGUAGAUAAAACACGUCAUGCAUUUUCAUUACAUGAAAGGCGGCUAAUAGCAUCUGAAAACCUGAAGUCAAUAAUUUCAGAUAGAUAACAAUGGAUUGGAACCGAGGUCCACAAGAGUACAAUUCACCCGCCAGAAUCAAUCCAAUGAAGAUCGACAACUUGCAUUCGAAUAAGGUUUGUAGGAAACUUAAUACAUAUUACCUGUGUCCCGCGUCCUGCAAUAUGUACCUAGCUUACGCGCAAUUGUGGCGCUGCUCGUCCCUGCCUCGUGUUGCGCUACCACACGACACAGAUUGGGCAGGUCCUUGCAGCCCCUCAAGCUCCCUGCAUUCACCAUCCUCGUAUUCACAAACUUUCAAAUUGCCACUACCUUCGCGACAUUCCUCAUGUUGACUUGAGCUCCGUGUUCUUAGGAAAGACACCUGACCGCCAGUUUUCACAUCCAAACUCUAUCCAGUAUGUCUGUAGAUAUCUCGACAUCCGACUACCUCGCCAUUCGUAACAUCGCUUUCGAGUGGUCAGAAAGCUACGAUCACAAAGACUGGACCCGCCUCCACAAUAUCCUCGCUCCCUCCAUCCAACUCGAUUUCCGCGCGCUGCGAGGCGAGCUUCACGAGAACUUGACUCCAGACGAAUAUGUCGCCAUACUCCAGCGUAAGAAUUUGCUGGGCGACCCGCGCCUGAAAACUCAGCACCUCUUGGGAGGUUCGAAAUGGGAGGUCCUGAGUGAUGGUCAAGUGCAGGUCGAUCACCAGAUUCGAGUGGCUCAUCAGCGAUACAAGACUGAAGAGCUCACUGAGGUGCUUAACAAAGGACAUGGACUUGGAGUCACUCAGCAUGUGUAUAAGAAGAUCGAUGGUGCGUGGUUGAUUACCCGUGUUGCGCCUAGCUUGAACUGGUUCGAGUUUGAUUUGUUUGGUACAUUGACCCCGCCGGAGGAUGAAUAGAAAUAGCCCAGCAUCAUACGGUGUUGUGUCGUCCUUGUUAUAUUACCAAUUCUGGAGUACUUUUGAGUUACGGCUUCAGGUAGCUGUUUGAAACACUGUGUAAAAUCAUUAGUAUCGCACAUCAAUUCUUUAACACGAAGUAUACUCAAAUGCUGCAAGUAACUGUGUUGCAUCCAAUAGUCGGCGAGCAUGUCCAUUGUUCAGUAC